Messenger RNA from Drosophila pseudoobscura, 1228 nucleotides. Its product is annotated as cytochrome b-c1 complex subunit 10-like. The coding region runs from base 367 to 582 and encodes 71 amino acids. The transcript has 3 exons. Gene Ontology annotation, biological process: mitochondrial electron transport, ubiquinol to cytochrome c. The record is from RefSeq and is a predicted model, not a curated record. Gene Ontology annotation, cellular component: mitochondrial inner membrane. NCBI's taxonomy places the organism in Eukaryota, Metazoa, Arthropoda, Insecta, Diptera, Drosophilidae.
GCCAGUAGUGGAGAAAACAUUAACUUUUGUUCGGAAAAGUGAAACAAAAUUAAAGUGAAAAAAAAAAUAUAAAAAAAAAAUAAAAAAUGUUUAGUGCGCGGAAACUAAAAAAAGUUUGGAAUCCAAUUUAAUACAAAUUUAUCUACAAUUAUUUAACUAAUUCAAUAAUUGUUUAGUUGAGUUAAAUAACUACCUAAAUUGUGUUUCGUUUAUUUUAAGUGUCACAUUUGUUGAAGCGGUUACACAAUACACAAUUCGAAUGUUAUUUGAGCGGUUUUUAAAUUAAACAUCAACUGUUUUCAUUGAACGUUCCGCCACGCCCGCCAUUAGCAAUUUAUUUUCAAGAAAACAUUCAAAAAACAAAAAAUGAGCCUCAAAAAUAAGAUGGUUAGUUUCUACUGCCGCCAUAGGCCCUCAAAAAGCCACAUGGCUAUUGCCACCGCCUUUAUUCCUUCGGCCGGAUAUUUCGGACUGGCUAGCCUGUUGGCUUUGGUUUACUACACCGAUUGGAAGGCAAUUGCCGGUUAUAUUCCACUCUACAACACGAAAUUCCCCAAACCCGAGGGAAAGGAUUCAAAGUAAAAAGGAAUAUUCCACAUUUACUUAUACACAAAAAAACUGUCAUGGACGACCGUCUUCGUUCGUGACUGGAAACAAAUCAAAUCCAAUCACACACACACACACACACACACACACACACACACAAGCUCACAAAUGUUCAAUUCUACUCAAUACCUAUUCAAAUGUUUAUUUUAACCUUUAAAAAACACAACCGAAUGGCAAAAAAUUUUUUGCCAUCUCCAACGGCAUAACGUCCCGAGCAGGGGAUCUAACAAUUGCAAGGAUAAUUCCACACACCAAAAUCGACACACACACACACACACACACACACACACACACACACAAGCUCACAAAUGUUCACAAAUGUUCAAUUCUACUCAAUACCUAUUCAAAUGUUUAUUUUAACCUUAAAAAAACACAACCGAAUGGCAAAAAAUUUUUUGCCAUCUCCAACGGCAUAAACUCCCGAGCAGGGGAUCUAGCAAUUGCAAUUAAAAUUUCACACACCAAAAUCGACACACACACACACACAAGUUCACAAAUGUUCAAUUCUACUCAAUACCUAAAUGUUUACUUUUACCUUAAAAAAACACAAAACCGAAGAGCACAUUUUUUGCUAUGUAUCUCCAACGCCAUAACAUCCCGAAAUUUCACACACCAAAAUCGA